AUGCAGUUUUGGACGCUGGUAGCCGCACUGGUACCAGCUUCGCUGACCUGGAAGGCCAACGCCGCCAGCUCGGCGAGCUCUCUCGAUUUUGACGGCGACAAGCCCGCGUUCGCCUUUGAGUACAGCACGACGUCGCCUGACAGGACGAACUGGGUUGCCAUCUAUCCAAAGGGCUAUGACCCGGGCCGAGCCGAUCAGUCUACCAGUUACCUCUACUGGACAUACGCGCCCCAAGUCAGCGGCACCGUUCAGAUCCAGCCCGCCUACGCUGAGCCUGGCGAGUACACGGCCUGGUUCCUCGCCAGGGACGGGUACGAUAAGCUCGCUGGCCCCGUCACAGUACUGAACCGUGGCGAGACGGGCCCUAUUGAGUUCAUGGUAAGCGAGUUUACGACGCAAAAUGCACGAGAAAAGGAAUCGUUCUCUGCACGCGUGGGUGGCCUGGUCAAAGGCCGUCUGCAGCCGCCCAGAUUCAAGCUCGUCUGGGACUCGUCCAAGUCUGGUUGGGUCAAGGUCGGCAGCGACGGCCUCAUCUCGGGCAAGCCAUCCAGGGGGGAUCGCGGUCGAACGGCUGUCGUGGUGGAGGCUACGGCCGAGAAUGGCUCCAAGAAGACUUUGCAGGUCAACAUUCCCGUGGUGGCCGUUGGUGCGCCCAUGGUCGACCAGCUCAAAGUGACGACAAUGAACAUCUGGGUCGGCGGCAACUUCGUCCACAACAGCCUAUACAAGCAGGUUAGCUACCUGGCGAGUACCAACUCGGACGUGAUUGGCCUCCAGGAGACGGUCAAACCGGGCGACGCGGGCACGCGCAUCGCCAAGGCACUGGGCUACUACCACCACGACAAGGGCGACAAGGCCAUCCUUUCCCGCUAUCCGAUUGUCGAGCAUCUUGACGCCGAUGACUCGGCAGACGCCGUGCGCAUCCAGCUGGACGGAAAAGAGAGUGAAAUCAUCUUUUACACGGCGCACCUCGGCUAUGACCCGUAUGGGCCCUAUGACUUUUGCUUCAGCAACAUGACGGCCGAGCAAGUCACCCAGCGGGAGGCGGAAUCCGGCCGUACGUCCCAAAUCAUGGCCAUCUCCGCUGCGAUUGCCGAGCUCGUCCGCAACGCCGACAAGGUGCCCGUGUUCCUGACGGGCGACUUGAAUGCGCCGUCGCAGCUGGACUGGAUCGAGGCGACCAAGGACGCGCACUGCGGCGUUGGCUACUACGAGUGGCCGACGUCCAAGUACCCGCUCGAGGCCGGACUCAAGGACACUUUCCGCGAGCUGCAUCCCGACCCGGUGCGGGACCCCGCCUUCACCUGGUCGCCGGUGCAUCCGGAGUCACAGGAGCCACCUGACCGCAUCGACUUUAUCUACCACAGCGGGCACGGCGUCAAGCCGCUGUGGUCCAUGCCCAAUGUGGUGGGUAGGCCCAGGUUUGUGCCAGACGUGUGGGAGAACGAGUGGCCAACGGAUCACAAGAGCUUUGAGGCCCUGUAUCAGCUGCUACCAAGUGCGCAGCGGAGGAAGACUCAAGAGUGA
This is a messenger RNA of Beauveria bassiana ARSEF 2860, 1527 nucleotides long. RefSeq names its product endonuclease/exonuclease/phosphatase family. The transcript has a single exon. Gene Ontology annotation, molecular function: catalytic activity. The record is from RefSeq and is a predicted model, not a curated record. NCBI's taxonomy places the organism in Eukaryota, Fungi, Ascomycota, Sordariomycetes, Hypocreales, Cordycipitaceae. Bases 1 to 1527 code for a protein of 508 amino acids.